AGAGGCCUAAUUAGCGUGCUAGCAAAAGUUCGCAUUGCAUGUGCUGGUCGAAGCUAAAUGAGCAGCAGAGAAGUGUGUUUGCUUCUCGGAGCCACUGGCGUUGGAAAGACGUUGUUUCUUAAACGUCUACAAAAUAUCCUUUAUGAUCGUUAGAAUGUUUUAAACCAGGAGCUAAAAAAAAGCUAUGUGUAUCGGCCAGCCUAACAAGCUAAUUUAGCUUUUAGCUAGUGUUAAUGUUAAAUAAGAAAUUAAUUUUACAGAAUCCCCAACGCUCGUAUUUUAAUGUGGUCUUUUUUAUUCACAUGGUUAUCAAAAGUCUCAUGUCAGCUCAGUACUACAUUAUUCUACACUUUUGAAACUGCAUACUUUAACGACUUGAAUAUCAUUUUGCGCAGAUAUCUGUGACGAUUGAUCCAACUAAUACUUAACAGCAGUAGCCUCUUUGGAUAUUUAUUUCCUUACAGAUUCUAUUAACUGCUCAGUUUGCACGGUUUAAAGGACAUGCCCUCGCCUCCUGCAACUCUUCCCACAGUAAGCAGUACAGAAAUGUAAUAUGUAGGAACCAACCUGACUGACUUGACCCUGAAAAAGAAGAAAAUCACUGUGAGGGAACUGGGAGGCUGCAUGGGACCUAUAUGGCCCAGUUACUUCAAAGACUGCUCCUCUGUCAUUUUCAUGGUGGAUGCAGCCAACACUGCUCAGAUAUCCUCCUCCUGUAUCCAGUUGCUGUCUGUCCUCUCUGCUGAGCCUCUGAAUAAAAUCCCUGUCCUUAUUCUCUUCAACAAGAGGGACAUGCCUUGCAUUAUGAGCCUUAUGGAAAUAAAGUCACUGUUCAGGAUGGAUGACAUCAUUGCAUCUGCGACUCAGCCCAUCACAACACUGGAACUCAGUGCCCGCUCUGGAGAGGGACUGCAGGAAGUUUUGAGCUGGCUGGAGUCCAUCACAGUCAAGUGAUAUCCAUUUGUUCUUGUAUGCUGAUACUUUACUCACAAACAUCAGAGAUAUACUUUCAAGCCAUUUGGACAGGAUCCCCAAUUUAAAAGGGCAGCUUGCAGACAGUUUUAGAGAAUUUAAUAUUGCCUUCAGUUUGGGGCUGUCUAAUACUUGCAAGGCAUAUGACAAGAUAAAAAAUGCAAAUGGUCUUUGGUACUGUAUGAUUAAGGAGAUUGGUUGGAAAGGUGAAUAGAAAAGGUAGAUGUGAAAGUGUUUCUAUGGUCUGUCACACUGAUUUCAUAGUACAGGUCAGAGUUAUUGGUAAUAUGAACUGUGACAAAAUUCAAAUUAUUAUGAAAAAUGCAAGUUAGCCAAUUCCUUAUCACUAGAAGAAUUUGAUAAAAUGUCCAAGUUAUUUACUAAAACAAAGGUUUUCAUACUGCAAAAAUAUUAAGUAAAAUUAUAAAUCAAUUAUUAUUGAUACCUUUCCUGUUGUAUUCAUUUAAGCUAGUUGUGACAUUUAAAAGAAAAUACUCUCCUGUUUGGGUUGACAUGACCUGGAUCAUCUUGUGAAUGAAGGUAUUACUUCAUUAAACCAGGGUAAAAAAGAAAGACUAGUGUUCCUUAAUAUGGGCACAGAGGCAUCACAAUCUCAUGGAAUACAUUUUUACAGGCAAAGGAAACCAACAUAGAACACUGCGAAAAGGUAGUGCUUGUAUACAGGCAACAUAAUGGAGGCCUUAAGGUAAAGACCACCCUGCCCACAGUUAAGCAUGAUGAAGGUUUUGUCAUCUUCAGCGCUGCUUUGUUUUUAACAAGAAAGGAACCAAAUGUGUCAAAGGAGUGAUGAUUACCAGAGGAUUUCUAUAAACAAAUGUGUGUUGCCAAGUAUUGGAAAUUGUACUUUAGAGGGAAUGUCUUUGGUCUUCCAUCAAAACAAAGGAAGGGUUAAAAAGGAAAAUUGAAUCCUUAAACAGGCUACAUAUGACUAAUUCUGCAGAAAGUAAUCUUGCAAACUUGUACACAUAACUGAAAGAGAAACAGAGGCAACCAGCUGGUGGAUAAAUUUUGAAGUCGUUUAUGUUGAAGAUUCUUCAAUCAAGGAAGUUGUGUUUUAUUUAUUUAUAUAUUCUGAAAUUAAAUUUUGAUGUCACAAAAUUGCUUCAUUUGGAUUUAUUUCUGAAGAUAAUCAGAAGUGCAUUUCUGCAGUGGCAAAAAUUAUGAUCAGUGUUGUAAUGACUAGUUUUACCAGCAGGGGGCGUUAAAAUGCAUGCACAACAAAUACUGAAACAAUCACUGGGUGUGUACGUGAAUUCCUAUGACGUAAUUCAAAUCAAAUGAAUCAGUUGCGAUGGACAUGAGUGUUUGCUGAAAGUCUUCCAUUUUCUAAUUAUACAGCUGCAUUUGAUGAGAGCUGGUGGUUCACAGCAAUGAAUAAAGCAUAUUUAAAUGUUACCUUGCUUAUUAGAAAUUCUGAAGCACCUAAAGUUCUCCCAAAUGUAAUUUUUUGUCCUGCAAAUAAUUUCAUUAUAGUUAUAUUAUCAUGAACUUUAUACCACUCUUUCUAAUAAAAA
Melanotaenia boesemani (Boeseman's rainbowfish) is the source of this 2507-nucleotide messenger RNA. RefSeq names its product ADP-ribosylation factor-like 16 (gene arl16). The coding region runs from base 625 to 954 and encodes 109 amino acids. The transcript is spliced from 4 exons. NCBI's taxonomy places the organism in Eukaryota, Metazoa, Chordata, Actinopteri, Atheriniformes, Melanotaeniidae. The record is from RefSeq and is a predicted model, not a curated record. Gene Ontology annotation, molecular function: GTP binding; GTPase activity.